GUGUGGACUACAGAUUGUCGUCAGUUUGACAAGGACAGUGUAACAUUCUAAUUUGCUUUCUGGCGAGAUGGAAUAGUACCUACUUUAGUCAAUUGUUACUUGACAAGUUGUUGAAGUGAUUAAUCAUGGGAUGGUAUUUUGAGAUGAUUUUAGGGAUCCUUGUGAUCAGCUGCACCAGUAAUGUUUGGGCGAAUAAUCCGGAAUGCGACUUAGCAGAGUGUGGGCUACUGCGGGAACGCCUGGAAAAAUUAGAGACGGUCGUGCGAGGUUUAAUUUCCAUCGUCGCAAAUAAGAAAACAGAGGAAGAAUUGACUGAAAUUCUGGCACUGUCUGCUUCGCUUGAUUCGUUCAAGAACUCGACUGUCCGACCCGUUGAAGUCGAUCAGAAACAAAACCAAAAUGCCAUACUCCAUUUGAGGGGAGCAGUCAAAUGUUCCUUGGCCAACCAACUAGACAUCAAUCGAUCGGAAAAUGAUGGAAUAAAUCCGUCUGGGAAAAUCGAAGCUACGUUAGGCGAGAACAACUUGCUCCAAAUCGAGUGGACCCCACGUUCAAUUGAUUGCAUCAAAUUCAGUUCUGGAGUUUGGAUUCGGGUUUACGAUUCGAGCCAGAAGCAGCCGUCUACGGGAGAAAACUAUUUGGCUAUUCCCCAGAAAUGUUUAAAAAAAAGGGCAAACGCCACAUUCUCCAUCGCCCUUCCCUCGUCUGCGUCGAAAUUAAGCGGGAAAACUUGCCAUUUCGAACUGAAAGAAUUUCUCAUUCAGUGUCGGGUUUAUACAAUCGAAGUUGUGCCAAAUUAUCAAUCGCUCAAAGGCAAAGCAAUAUUUACCGAAAUCGUUAUCCCACCUGCAAACGAUAACUCGACAAAAAGCUUGGAAUCGUUAAUAAGUGUUGGAUCCAAUUCUAGCUUAUUUACUCUAAAAUGGAAAGAUAAUUCUGGGUGUACACAUCAGCUGACUUCGCUCUAUUUAAAGAUAUUUCCAGACGGUAUGGAAAACGCUGGUAAUGCGACCAUGUCGCUACAGAUUCCACGAAAUUGUCUCAAACAACCGCCAGAGGAAACCAACGUAUUCUCGCUGUCACUUCCAGAAAAUCAAACUUAUUGUCCUGUUGAAUGGGUGCCGUUGGACCCAUGCCGAAAAUACAAAAUCGAAAUUAAAUCAGAGUACUCCAACACCUGGACCAGAGCAUCGUCUCUAUGGGAGACUUUCACGGAAGAGCGAGUAUUCACCCAGUUAUAUCCGCAAAAAAAUCAAUAUGCUUGUCCGAGCGGUUAUUUCUACUGCGAUGACGAUUGCAAACCAUAUGGUUGGAUUUGUGAUGGAGCUCAUGACUGUAGAUCGGUAAAUGAUGAACAGCAUUGUCAUAAGAAUGAAGAUUGCGAAUUCCGAUGUGGUCGCCAGUGCAUCCCCUAUUCCAAUGUAUGCGAUAGAGUGUACGAUUGUUUUGACGGUUCCGACGAAAAUGACUGUGAUUUUCCCAAUCAGGAAGAGAAUUGUAGACAGAUGACAAACUAUUCUGGGCAUUUUACUUCGCAAAUGUGUCAUCGUAAUGUCCAAUUUAUCUCCAAAAAAAUUGUCUUGGUAUCGGUGCCAACCAAUCACACAAUUUGGCUCAGUUUUAACAGCUAUAGAAACGAAAGAAACCAACCGUUAAAGAUUUAUGACGGGCCUUACUUGACGAGUCCUUUACUUUUGUCUCAUAAUAACGGAUCUACAAAACCUCUGUCUAUCCGAUCAUCUUCUAAUAAUUUGUACGUAGAGUUCCCAGAAGUUGAUUGUUCUAGAAAGUUUUCGAUUAAUAUCGAUUAUACAAGUAUGGACAUGGUGCCCGUGAAACUGGAGCAGUUCUUUCCAGGAUGCGGAGGCUACAUCUACGAUGAAGGUGUCGUUUUCUCGCCAAAUAAUCUUUCUGACAUCGACAACGUCACCGAAUGCAUCUGGUUUGUGGAAGCUGGCAAAAACGAUUAUGUAAUCUUUUUAAAAAGAAACCGCAAUUAUAAUGUCACUGACAAUGAUAAACAAGAACACCUUAUGACAGUAUAUGACGGUUGGAACUCGACAGGGCAGGUGUUGUACGACGGAAAAGUUUCAUCUUCUAACCAUUCGACUAGUGAAAUCUUGUAUUCGAUUAGUCAGAAAAUGAUGAUCAGAUUUACGCGGCCGACACUAUCAGCAAACAGUAGUAUAUCCUACUGGAAUGUCGCCACUAUAAAGGUGCGCCAAGAGAAUCUUGUGGGAUCCUCAGGGACAAUUGAGAGUCCCAACUAUCCAGCAUCAUACCCGAACUCGCACGAUUACCGCUGGAACAUCGUUACUGAACCGGGCACAAAAGUUCGACUUUUAUUUGCCUUCUUUAAAACCCAAGAGAAAUUCGACUUUGUCUCUGUGUACGACGGGUCUGCAGUGGAUUCCCAGCUGCUUCUUGCGAAAUCUGGUUUGCCCAAAACGCCUUUCACCGUCAUCUCCUCGUCGAAUGAAUUACUCGUCAGAUUUACAUCGGACGAUGACGUCACAUUUCCAGGAUUUCUGGCGGUGUACUCAACAGUUUAAAUAAUUUUAGUUUAUUACGGGGGGAGUGAGUGGGGGAGGGCUUAAUUUUAAUAGAAUCUUUU
This is a messenger RNA of Daphnia pulicaria, 2614 nucleotides long. RefSeq lists its product as uncharacterized. Gene Ontology annotation, biological process: negative regulation of inflammatory response. Lineage: Eukaryota; Metazoa; Arthropoda; Branchiopoda; Diplostraca; Daphniidae. Gene Ontology annotation, molecular function: protein binding. Bases 126 to 2552 code for a protein of 808 amino acids. The record is from RefSeq and is a predicted model, not a curated record. The transcript is spliced from 14 exons.